GCUCGCUCAGUCUGCGGCGCGAAGGGGCGGCGUGCGGAGCUGGGGUGAGGCGUGGGUCCCCGCUCGGCCCGGGGGUUUUAAUUUUUUUUUUUUUUUUUUUUUUUUUUUUUUUUUUAAUUCUUUACCUCCCGCUCCCCUUCGCCUACCUGCUUUCCCCAUGGAGUUCAAGCUGGAGGCUCAUCGCAUCGUCAGCAUCUCACUUGGCAAGAUCUACAGCGCGCGGGGCCAGCGCGGCGGCCUGAAGCUGCACAAGAACCUCCUGGUGUCGCUGGUGCUGCGCAGCGCCCGGCAGGUCUACCUGAGCGAGCCGGGCUGCCCGCCCGAGCCGCCCCCCGUGGCCGCCGGCCACCCCGAGGAGGAGCCGCCGCCCCGCACCGCCGCCUGGGCGGCCGAGGAGCCGCCGCCGCCGCCCCCGCAGGACGAGGCGGGGAGGGACUGCCAGGGCCCCCGGCCGCGGCGCUGUUGCUGCGGCGAGAACCGCGGGGGCUGCGCCGGGGCCCCCCCGCCGCCGCACUGCCCCCGCAAGCGGAGCGCCGGCGAGGGCGGCCAGGCGGGCUCCCCGGUGAAGAAGCCCCGCCGCGAGGAAGAGGAGCCGCCGCCGAUGCCGCCGCCACCGCCGCCCUCGCCGCCGGGCGAGCAGGAGGACAUGGAGACGGGCAACGUGGCCAGCCUCAUCAGCAUCUUCGGCUCCAGCUUCUCGGGACUGCUCAGCAAGGAGCCCAAGGGCCGGCGGCGACCGCCUCUGGACGGCGGCGAGGCGGCGGCGGGCACGGCGCCCGCCGAGGCGGCGGCCGAGCCGGGACAGAUCUGCUGCGACGAGCCGGUGCUGCGGACCCUCAACCCCUGGAGCACGGCCAUCGUGGCCUUCUGAUGGCCCGGCCGCAGAGACUGGCUCCCCGCCGCGGGCCGGGGGGCCCGGAGGUGACACCCACCGAGCGCCGCGGGGCUCCGGCGCCGGCCAGACCCGGCGCCCUAUGCCGCCGCACGGGAGGGACCGCGGGCAGCAGCGGCGGCACUUCCCCGUUCCCCGCCGGGUCCCGGCUGCCGGCACCCGCCCUGGGAGCGCCCCCGGCCCUGCCCUCCCGGAAUUCCCCUUCCCGGCAGAGCCGCCGCCCUCCCCGGCGCCUGGGGGAGGCUCCUCGGCUGCCGCCGACCCUGGGGGCGCCCCCGGCGGGUGAUAUUUUAAGCUUGGAAAGUAUUAAGUUUAUUAAAUAAAGUGUCUAUUUUGGAAAGGUUUAGGUCAGAACUAUUACAUGGUGCUUUUUAAAAGUGUUUAUUGAGAGGAACGAAGUUUACAGACGCUCUGACGGAAAGUCCUUGAGCCUGUUUGUUAGGCUUGGUAACUCCCGGUCUUUGUUGUAUAAAGGCUUGGGGCUCCCGUAGGGAAUUUUGUACAGUGUUCUCCUUCAGUGAUGUAUCAUGUUUUGUAUAAAAUGUAAUUUCUACGUGUACAACACGUAUUAAAUAUUUUCAACUGUA
This is a messenger RNA of Haemorhous mexicanus (house finch), 1479 nucleotides long. RefSeq names its product immediate early response 5 (gene IER5). Bases 158 to 871 code for a protein of 237 amino acids. The record is from RefSeq and is a predicted model, not a curated record. NCBI's taxonomy places the organism in Eukaryota, Metazoa, Chordata, Aves, Passeriformes, Fringillidae. The transcript has a single exon.